CAACCAUAGUAUAUUCAGGACCUAACUUACAUUAUAAAGAGGCCCUUCACUCCCCCACUGGCUAAACUUAACCAUCUUCACCAACUGCAUGCAAUUCACAACAGUCACGAACCAUGGUCGUAAAACACACACACACACUCACACACCUCAUGUAGUUUCUGAGUGAGGAAAUAAGAUGAUGGUCAGGAGAUGAAGAGGCCCUGCUAUUUAUGCUAUGUAGAGAAGACUCUCUGUGCCUUAAUAACAGUACUCCGCCUCACUUACUUUCUCACCCUCUUCUCACCCUCUUCUCACCCUCUUCUCACCCUCUUCUCACCAUCUUCUCACCAUCUCUGUCACCGAGGCAAAAAAUAUCAUCCAAAUCACUCGCACUCACCCUGGGAGCUAGUGGAAUUUAUGGAUAUAGCGGCAACUAGCCCAGGGCUCAUCUACUGUUCAACCGCGUUCAACAUGUGGCUUAAGUACGGCUGAGCGGACGGGAAGCCCUGUUUUCCACACCCUGUGGUC
Messenger RNA from Aspergillus versicolor CBS 583.65, 507 nucleotides. RefSeq lists its product as uncharacterized. NCBI's taxonomy places the organism in Eukaryota, Fungi, Ascomycota, Eurotiomycetes, Eurotiales, Aspergillaceae. The transcript has a single exon. The record is from RefSeq and is a predicted model, not a curated record. The coding region runs from base 190 to 471 and encodes 93 amino acids.